UUUGUAUCUUGGGGAAGUUUUUAACCUAAGCUCCUAGAAAUAAGCAUAUGGGGUCUUUCAUGUGGGUCCCCACAUCUGUACCCUAGAGUUCAGCGUGGGGAGGGAACCUUGACACCAAUUCCCAUAAAUUACGUUUAAUAAACCCCAGUCCUGCACAUGCCUAACUUUAAGUGGGUGAGUAGUUCCACUGAAAUCAAAGUCAAGAGGGCAAGACUCUGGGUCUAAUAGUUUCCCAGUGUUUUGAAAUUUCACCAUACCCAUGUUUGUUUGUUUGCUAAUUAUAGCGAGGUAGGUAGAAACUACCAGUCUUUUUUACUUUAAUUGUUAGCAGAAAUAAAUGUACAAAAGCCAGAAACUGGCAGAGUAAAUUUACUUUUAAAAUUAAAUGCUUAGAUGAUGUGUGGUGGCUGGGGAAAGGAAGUGAGUUUCAGCUGUAUAAGAUCACCCCGCUGAUCAGCCUGACCACCUAUUAAAGUUAUACACAAAAGGCUGUUUUUCACUAGGAGAUGAUGUUUGAGAAGAAUCGAGGAAGGUAAGCAAUUUGCUCAAAAGACAAAGGCCCGGCAGCGAAGGAGUCAGGGACAGUCCCUCUCCCACCUUUGGGCGCAGCGCUGCCCUUGCUCCCGAUGCCCUCCAUACACGGAAGGGGCGGGCCUAUGCGCGGGCGGGGCAUGAAGCGCUCGCUGGGCCUAAGGCAGCAAAGUUGCUGCCGCAGCCAUUUUGGUUUGCUCUGAGAAGGGGCCGAAGCGGUGGUGCGCCGGUCCUGGGCCGGUGGGGUCCUGCCCUGUCAGUGAGAGCGGCAGGAUGCAACGCGGAAAAGCCCGGCGUCCCUGACGCGGCGGCGGCGCUUUCCCUGGCGCCGGGGGAGAUGGACUCUGGAGCCCGCCAGGGCGGUGGCGCCUUGGGACAAUCCCGCGAGUAUAAAUUGGUGAUGCUGGGAGCUGGAGGCGUGGGCAAGAGCGCUAUGACCAUGCAGUUCAUCAGCCACCGGUUCCCAGAGGACCAUGAUCCUACCAUUGAGGAUGCUUAUAAAAUACGAAUACGGAUUGAUGAUGAACCUGCAAAUUUGGACAUUUUAGACACAGCAGGACAGGCAGAGUUUACAGCCAUGCGGGACCAGUACAUGAGGGCAGGUGAGGGAUUUAUCAUCUGUUAUUCAAUCACGGACCGCCGCAGCUUUCAUGAAGUGCGUGAGUUCAAACAGCUCAUCUACCGUGUUCGGCGCACUGAUGACACUCCUGUGGUUCUUGUGGGGAACAAAUCUGAUCUGACACUGCUACGACAGGUGCCUAAGACUGUCAAUAGAAAAUAUUGCGGCUGGGGGCUCAGAAAUAAACAGAGAGUUUGUAGUAUGCUCAUAACUUCUGGUGGAUUUAGCUUACUAGCUGGAGGCUUAGAAGGGAAGAACAAACUAUGCAUCAGGUGGAGUGCAGUAAACUAUUAAUAGGCUGGAGAAAAUAGCUUCUACCUGAGAGGCCAGUGAUAUCCAUUUUCGGUAAAUGUCUAGCUUUCAGCACCACAACAGUCAUUCUCUGCGCAACAGGCUGGUAAGACAGUGAGACUUGCAGCUCUCCUCUGCUGAUGCAUUUCUGUGGAAAAGAAGCAGAUACAACUGGGAAGACCUGGGAGGUAAUGAACAGGUAGGUGCCAGGAGGUCAUGACCACAGUACCCUUCCCAUAUUGCUAAAUGGGAAGGCCUGGCCUGGCCUCAGCUAGAUGGGAGGGAGAUCCCCAGGGGGUGUCUCACAAUAGAAAAAAUGAGGAUCACUGCGUCAGAGGUUGGCUUGUGAAAAGAAAACAAUGACCAGAUUAGGGACUUUGAGGCUCCUGUUGGGAAAGCUUUCUCCUUAUCUUGAAAGUACUGAUGUUCAGCUAGAAUUGGGGGACGUGAACUCAGUAUUUACAGUUACAUCGGUGCCAGCCUUCCUUACCAGGAGGUACUGUAGAAAGAGAGAAGCAGGAACACUGCCUGCAGGAAUUUCACAGAUACAGCAAUCCCAAGAGUUGAAACUACUGUUAUGUGUUAGUUUUAUACCAGACACACAAGGUGGGUGAGGUAAUAUUUUUUAUUGGGCAAACUUCUGUUGGUGAGACAAGCUUUUGAGCUUACACAGAGCUCUUCUUUGUGUCUCAGUUAAAUACAAGGUGGAAUAGACGGUUUAGCAUAAAUAGUUAAAACACAUUUCAAGGGACCAUUCAAGGUGAAAUGGCCUGUUAACAGCCCUCUAGUCAUUGGGGGGCGGCUUGUUAGUGCGUUACAGUGUUUCCUAGACCUGAUGAACUGUGUAUGCUCAAAAACUUGUCUCUCUCACCAACAGAAGUUGGUCCAAUAAAAGAUCCACCUUGCCUCUGUAAUAUUCUGGGACCAACACAGAUACAACAACACUGUACAGUUUUAUUCCAGAGGCAGUACUCGAAGCAGGGGUUAUAACAACCCAGAAGAUGUUUGUUCUGUACAGUAUGUACAGUUAUGAUACAAUGCACUAUAACUGCAAAAUGUGAAAUCUAGCACCAAAGCCCUGAGUAAUGUGUCAACUAUUUGAUUCAGAAGAAAAGUCAGUUUUUCUUGGGGAUUAUGCCACUCUUUUAACCAUAUGAAUUCACCAAAAUCAGCAUUAACAAUUAACAAACAAAAACAUUAACAAUUAUAUGAAGAAAUAAUGAUAUCUACUUCAUUUAAAAUUUCCAUUUACCCCACGUUCUGACCCUGUAUACUCUAGCAAGCCUACAACAUCCUACAAUUUUGAAAGCUUGCUUUUACCAUAUUUCAGCUCAGAGCUAAUGUGUCCCUCAAAAGCAGUUGGAGGAAUUUCUGAAUCCCAACAGAAUGAGAUUUUAUAUUAUCAGACGUAAUUCCUACUUCCCAAAUACCAGUUAGAAAGCUGCCUAAUAAUGGUGCCAGAUUAUAAUAAUGCCUUUUGCAAUAGAUCAACAUUUUUUUAUUUGUACAAUUUUAAUAGUUUUUGCCACACAAAACAAUGUAAACACCUCUGGGAAGAAAAUUAUAAAUAUACAUUCCGCAAUAUAAUUGUUGCUUAGUAAUUACAUGUUAGACCCUGAGUUUAAUUCCCAGUUUAGCCACAGGCUUUUGUUAUGACCUUGGCCACUGUAACCUAUCUUUAUGUGCCUCUCUCCCUCAUCUGUACAAUGGAGAUGAUGAUGAUAAUCCCUUUAUUUUAUCUAUUCAGAUUAAUUCCUUGGGGCAGGGACUGUCUCUUACUAUGUGCUUUCACAGGGCCUAACACAAUGGGGCCCUGAUCUUAGCUGAAGGCUUCAGAUACCAUUGUAAUAUAAAUACUAAUGUGAAGGACAUGCAGAAUAUAAGCAUCAGGUAGGAAUGUUUAAUAGCCAUGGAAUAAUUAACUUUACAUACAGAGUUCCAUGUUACAUAUUCACUUCUGGAGCACUACAGUACUUCUCUUCUAUCAUUUUAAAAUCUUGACCUUUAGUAGAUUUGGAGUGCUUGUCCCAGUAUGGGGGUGUUUUUAUGAUCCAACUAUAGUUGGAUGCUGGGGACAGUCCUUGUGCUGCAGAACUACUGAUCCAGACUAAAGUUUGCAAAAGCACUUAAGUACCAUUUUCAGUAUUCACCUAGGAGCUAAGGCUUAUUGACCUUCAAUGAGAUUUAGGGUCCUGAGACUCCUAAGUCAUUGAGCACUUUUGAAAAUUUUACUCCCAGUCCACGCCUCAAGGCUGAGAGAGUCUGGAUAAGUGAACUGAGUUGAAUAACACGUGCUAUGUUGUCCUUGAAAAUAGUAAGCUUAACAAGCUUAAAAUAAUGCAGGCUUCCAAGUGUUAGAAAUGGAUUUUGCUUUAGAUACCCACAAAGUUAGCCUAAGCUUUUGCACUCUCAGUGAAAAUGGAUUUACAAUUCGUGAGUGUGAAACUGAUGCUAUCUUUUACUGAUAUCCAACUAAGAUACGGCGCUAGCAAACACAGCCCCAUCAUGAAAAUAUGAGAUCCUGCUGCUUUGUCAGGUCUGUCUGGUUGGUGACCAAGUGGUGAAAUAUUUCCUUUAAAUAUUAUUAUUCAGAUUUGUUGGCAUUAUUACUGCUAGGUAUUUAAAUCUGGGAGGCUUCCACUAUAAUUUAAAAAUUUUUGGUAGCAUCUUUGUACAUAAGGGUUCAAAUGUAUUUAAUUUUAAGACCAACUAGCUUCCCAAAAGUAAGAUCUUGUACCUGAGGCACAGAAUUGUAGGGAAGGAGUAAAUAUAUCAGUAGGUUCUCAGCAAAGAGUAAAAUGUUGUGGCUGUGGCUGCCAAUUUUCACUCUUCUAAUAGUCCAAAAGGUGACGGGCAGGAGUUUUAAGACCAAUGCAUAUAAUAAGUGAGAGAAAAGUUAGCCACAUCUGAUUACUCCUUCAGCUUUCAAGAGCUCAGACGAUGCAUCAGUACUGCUGCUGUUGGCUUUUGAUAAAACAUAUUGAUCCAUGUAACAAAGUAAGACCCCAGAUUGAAGGCCUCUAAGGUUGCAAAUAAAAAAGAAAAUCCCAGAGGAAACUGUCAAAUGCCUUUUCUGAGUCAAGGCUUAGAAUGAGUGCAUUUGGUUUUGUCAUAAUAUUCAAAAGUCACCUUACAUUGUUGCCAGCUACCUGCUGAUACCAAAAAAUAGAUAGAUCUGUGUACCUAAUUGUAGGCAGCAGGGAGCCAAGCUGUUGGUAAAGUUCUUUCUAAGGUUUUGCAAACGACAUUAAGGAGGGAAAUGGGCCAGUAAAUGCCAGAUUUUAAUCUCUUUUAGCAAAGCUAAUUGUGGCCUCAGUAAGAGUUUGUUAGGCUUUUUGUUAGCUUGAAGUAACAGUACAUUUUGUGUAAAUUGGGUGACAGCAUUAGAAAAAUUCGUAUAUAAGUUAAUGGGAAUUCCAUUAGGAACUACAGCUUUACUGUCUUGUAGCUAUAUAAUAGCUUCUUGGAUUUUCAAAAUGUCAUACUCCAGACUUUCAUAUAUUUGUUCUAGAAGAGUUACCUUCAGUAUGAGCUUUUUUGAUGUCUGUAGGAUUGUGCAUCUCUUCAGGAAUGCACGGCUCUCACUGAAAGUGUUCUUUGGUUAUUAGUAAUGUUACAUAAUGUGCAUCCUUGAUAAAGGUUAUAAUGGGGGCUAUAAUUUUUUUUAUUUAGACUGAAUUUCUUAUUAGUGAUGCUUAGACGUGACUAUCAUGUUGGUAUCUAAAUAACUUAGGUUCUAAGGAUACAUACAGGGAUACUGAUCAGUCAUUUCUGGUUGACGUUAGUUAAUUAGAAAAAGAAAAUACAAACCAACUAUAUAAAACCUUAAAGUUCCUCUGUCUGACAAGUUGGGAGAGAUGAGCCGUACCCCAAAUAUGAGGGCAGAAACUGCCUUAAGCUUCUCUAAGUUAAUCUUGUGGCUAGCCUUGUGAGGAAGUCACAGUGAUUAUCAUGUGUGCUUUAUACUUUUAUUAACAAUUUCCCCUGAUUAAAUGAAUCCAAUACGUUCAGAAACAAUACAUUUUAAUUACAUUCAAAUGGGUCAUUUCUAUCAUAAGACAUUAUCUUUGUCCUGGAGAAGAGUUUGUGAGGAAACUAACAAGACUGGACAGGGAGAUGGGAAUAGCAGACAGCAACAACUUGGAUGAACAGGAAAAGAGUGGAGUGGUCAUGAGCAACAACAAAGCAUGGAAGAAAAUUUAGUGGUAGGGAGCAAUAAUGUUAAAAUGAAAUGAUGUGGGAGGGGUUGUUUUCUAGUUUACAAGGUUAAAAUGAAAUGAUGGGGGAGGGGUUGUUUUAUAGUUUAAAAUCUUUCAUGCUAAGAGAUCCUUUAUAAUUUUUGCUUGUUUGUUUGUUUACAGGCUGCACAUAAAAGAAGAAUUUAACCUUACAAAUAAAAAUGCAGCUACCUCUAGGAUGAGACACAAUAGCUCUUUAAUAGAGAACCGCAAAAAUUUACCACAUCUUAGAGCAGGAAAUUAAGAAGAGAAUCCCAUAUACAAUUGAAACUAGAGCUGAGUAACAAAAAUAGAUCAACCACUAAAGGAAAAAUCAGAAUUGGAAUGCAAGUACUGUCUCCUCAUUAUACUUCUAAAUAGCCCCAUUGGGUUUGCUUGCAGAGCCUAUGAAGAGUAAACCAAAAUGCUGGAAUUUGCACAUUUAUAUUUCAACUCAUAAAUUACAGGGGGGAAAACCAUCUCAUACUCAAAACUAUUCAGCAGUUUCUGCUGUCUGAAAAUUGCAUUUUGUUUUGCAAUGCUUCUAAGGAGUUUAUUUUUAAAAAUCAUUCUUUAGAAAAUUUCAAGUAAUACACUGGAUAGACUGAAUUUUGAUUCAUGUGAUGCUCUCACUCCAUAUAUCAUUCAUAAACAUAGAUCACAGCUUAAUAGAUAACACUUUAUUAGCAGUAAGAGGGUGUAACUGGCUGUUUCCCACCAAAGCCUUUGAGGAAGAUUUGGGACUGCAGUCUGCUGACAUUAUGUCUUGUCCUAGUUUCAUCCUUUAAUUCUCCACACUUAUUUAUUGCACACAAUUCCAAGGUGCCCAUUACUGUAGUAUCUAGGAACAAUUUACAUAAUUUAAGGAAUAGAAUACGAUACUUAACUAGUUAGGGAACAACAGUUGCACUCCAUCCUGCAGCCACCACUGUUUCUUAAAGGAGACUUGAUCCAAGAGAGAGCCAUCCAUGACACUAAUUCUCAGUGGGAAGUCCACCUCACAGUCAGGAGACAAUCUGCCAAACUGAUGCAAACUGCCUAAUACCCUAAAGGCAGCAAGACACAGCGUCUAACUGUUCUGGCAGCAGAGGCAGGGCUAGUGCACUGGGGGCCCUAAGCACAAAUAUUUUGGAGCCCCCUUGCCCCUCACCCAUCUCUUGACAAUACUAAUUGUAUUAUUUCCACAAAUCAAAGAAUAUACCUACCCAACACAUACAAGUCCACAUUAAAUAUAAGAAUAGUAUUUUGGGGCCCCCUGAACUGCUGGACCCUAAGCAAUUGCUUAGUCUCCUUAUACCUAGUGCCACCACUGUCUGUCAGAAUUAAAUUUCAGACUACAGGGUCCAAUACUAAAUGCAGUGCUCUCCUGUGGACCAAAUUCUGUUGCAUGAUCUGAGACCUCUGUGUUGCUCUGGCAACACACAGAGGCCAGGAAGGUGCAGCAACUCCCUCUAGUAGGGGGAGUUCCCAGCUAGUUCUUCCUAUGCUAGGGCUGCAGUGGUAUGAUUGUGCUGGAGGGGACAAGGUAAGAAUACCAUGGCACUCUGGCUACUCAGCGAUGCCAUAACAGACUAUUGAGGCUACAGCCAGCAAGUAUACUUUAGAAUAGCCUCUUUCCAUCCCACAGUGGAUACUAGGCACAGCUGAAAAUUCUAGCCCUGCAGUUUCAGAUUUGCAGAGGAAGAUUCAAACAUCUUCAUUAAUCACAGCUGCCAUGGCAGGAUAAAGGAGGAAAAGGUAUCUGAUAUGGUGGCUGGUUUUAAGACCUACACUGUUUAAGGUUUUAAAGCCCAAGGCAACGUGUUGCAUCGAGAAGUAAAAUGGCAGACAAUACAGAGUGCGGCGAUCAGCUAUAUUCUGCACUAGUGCAAGUUUCUGGGUAGUCCGUAGUGUGUUCAGUAAUCUAGCCUGAAGCCAAUAGUGAGGUGGAUGACAAUGUCUGCUUCUGAAAGGAAUUAAUCUCUUGGCCAGCAGAACAUUAAAAAGACAUAUAUAGGGACACUGCUGAAAUGAAUUUAAUAAGAUCUCAGACGUGUACACAAUCUUGAGAAUUGGAGGACAAACCACCCUCAACUGGAGUGAGGUCACAGCUUCUGCCAGCCCCUCAAAUACUUUCUCUUGCUAAUAGGUGGUUAGUUUUCAUUCUGGAUCUUUGUUCAGCUAGACAACAGGAUAGAGAAAUAGCACUGAGUGCAUGGCGCAAAGAAAAGAGAAUAGUAGCUUAUUGAUGGCACUGCAGCACAUAGCAUCUCGUAUGAGAUGUGGUUCUCCCCUUCAGGCAGAGGGGGUACUUGAAGCAGGGGUCUUCUACAUUCCAGGGGAGUACCCUAACCACUGGAAUAAAAGUUAUCAGGGAAGUAUUCCUUCUAUCCUCCCCACCUAACAGCUAGGCACCUACUGCCAAGAGAGGGUUUGCAGCUGAGAAUCCCAAGCAGAGAUAGGUGCAUAUCUGCAGGUCUGCCUAUAUCUGAGACAGAAUGGGGCUUAGCGCACACCUUUCUCAUCAGCAUCUCCCACUGGCUAACUUCCAUGUCUGCCUGCCUAACGUGCUGGCUUUUGUGAAUUGCAGUCUAAGGUUCCUAGCUCUCCCGAUUCAUUAAAUAGGAACUCAAGUACCUAACUCAGUUGUUAAUUGCAGUGAUUUUCUAGGUGCCGAAAAGUUAGGCAUGGUGACACUGAGCAUCAUCAUGCCUAAACUCCUUGUGUGCAUUCAGGCCCCAAUGAGUUAAAGAUAAAAAGAAAUCAGUACUAAACUACUUUCAAUUUAGAAAUGUACAAGAAAACAAAUCAAUGUGUAUUAAACUUUCUUUAUCCAA
Messenger RNA from Chelonia mydas (Green sea turtle), 8474 nucleotides. It is a transcript of the gene RIT1, whose product is annotated as Ras like without CAAX 1. The record is from RefSeq and is a predicted model, not a curated record. Bases 869 to 1444 code for a protein of 191 amino acids. Gene Ontology annotation, biological process: Ras protein signal transduction. Gene Ontology annotation, molecular function: GTP binding; GDP binding; GTPase activity. Gene Ontology annotation, cellular component: plasma membrane. The transcript has 7 exons. NCBI's taxonomy places the organism in Eukaryota, Metazoa, Chordata, Testudines, Cheloniidae.